CAUAAAUCGAUCUCAUCAGUAUGCAAAAAGCAUAAGCGUAUUAUGCUAAAAAAUUUACGUCACACCACGUGGGCGUCAGGUAAAAAAACUCGAAGUCCUUGUCGCAAAUAUGCAAAUAUUGUUAUCUCGUGAUUGUACUGCUCAGUCGAGGGAUACAGUGUUCUUGCAAUAUCAGUUCUCAUUGAUAAAUUUGCCCGUAAGUUGAAGGCGCUCACGAUUCAACGUAGUGCGAUUACCUGUGCAGCAUUGGAGAAAAGUUGGGAGGAACGAACAUCAAUUGCAUAAGGAAGUGGCUGAGGCAACUUUGUUCUCAUCAGAGAGUAAUGUUAAGAAAUUUACUGUCUUGACACAUUUACAUUGAGAAGAUUCAAGAACUUGUGGUUGGAUUAACAUAUCGUUAGUGUUAUGGCUCUUCAAAGUUCAGUAAAUACCGGUGACAGCAAUUUAGAUGUCAAGAUCAUCGAAUGGCUGCAGUGGAAUAAGGAUCCAAAUGCGGAAGAGGAAGUACUUAAAUACCUUAACAAUGGAGCUGUCAAAGUAUUAUCAAAGCUAUUUCUCAAGAGACUUGAGUUUGGAACCGCCGGUCUUAGAGGCCGCAUGGGGCCGGGUUACAGUCAGAUGAAUGAUUUAGUUAUUGUACAAACUAGUCAAGGAUUAACGAAAUAUUUGAUGGAUACAAUAUUCGACGUGGCACAUAAAGGUGUUGUGAUAGGAUACGAUGGUCGCUACAACAGCAAGAGGUUUGCAGAAUUAACUGCAGCAAUUCUCAUAAACAAUGGUAUUAAAGUUUAUUUAUUUUCUGAGAUCUGUCCGACGCCAUUCAUACCUUACACCAUAUUGAGACAUAAAUGUGCCGCUGGGAUUAUGGUCACUGCUUCGCACAAUCCCAAAGAUGACAAUGGAUACAAAGUUUACUGGGAAAACGGAGCACAAAUUAUUUCGCCGCACGACAAGAAAAUCCAAAGUUACAUUCUCGAUAAUCUGAAGCCACUUGAAGUCUCGUGGGACGUUAGUAAAGUCUAUGACAGCACUUACUACGAAGAUCCAAGGGAUGAUAUCAUGAACAGCUAUUAUAAAGAUCUGAAUGACAAAGUCCUGUAUCCUGAAGUUAAUAAAAACACUACGCUGAAAUUUACGUACACCGCAAUGCAUGGUGUCGGGUAUGAAUAUAUGGCUGCUGCAUUUGAAACGGCAAACUUCAAGCCGUUCGUAACUGUGGAGGAGCAAAAACUGCCAGAUCCCGAAUUUCCCACGGUGAAGUUUCCGAAUCCCGAGGAAGGGAAAAGUGCUCUUGAUCUCAGCAUUAAAUCGGCGAAUAAAAAUAAUUCGUCCAUUAUACUUGCCAAUGAUCCCGAUGCUGAUAGGCUUGCGUGCGCGGUGAAGACAGAGAGAGGGGAAUGGUACGUCUUCUCUGGAAACGAACUCGGAGCGCUACUGGGCUGGUGGAUGAUUCACACUUAUCAAGUGUUACAUCCCGAUGCUGAUUUGGGCAAUACAUGCAUGUUAGCAUCGACCGUUUCCAGCAAGAUUCUAGCUUCGAUGGCUAAAAAGGAAGGUUUUAACUUCGAGGAAACUCUGACCGGCUUUAAGUGGAUGGGUAACAAAGCUAUAGAUUUAAUGGCGGAAGGGAAAACCGUCUUGUUCGCGUAUGAAGAGGCCAUAGGUUUUAUGUGCGGCUCUAAAGUGUUGGAUAAGGACGGUAUCAGUGCAGGUAUACGCGUUGCGGAACUGGCGGCUUAUCUUGAGACGGUGGGGCUGACUUUAUCAGAUAAAUUGCAAGAAAUAUACACAGAAUACGGUUAUCAUAUCAGCGACAACUCCUAUUGGAUAUGCCACGAACCAGAUACCAUUAAAAUGAUAUUUGAGCGAUUGAGGAAUUAUUCUGGCAAACCAGAUACAUACCCAACUGGAAUAUUGGAAGGAAAAUAUAUAAUAACUGGCAUUCGAGACUUAACAACUGGAUAUGACAAUACAAAACCUGACAAUAAAGCAGUUCUGCCUGUAUCAAGAUCUAGCCAAAUGAUCACGUUUACAUUCAAGAAUGGGUUAGUUACUACCUUAAGAACUAGUGGCACAGAACCUAAGAUAAAGUACUAUAAUGAGUUAUGCGGAUCACCUGGAGAGGACUUAAAUAAAUUGAAAGGCAUUCUGAACGAAAUGGUAAGAGCUAUUGUAACAGAGUUUCUUCAGCCUGAAAUUAAUGGACUUAUUGCCCGCGAGGAAUAAAUUACAAUAUCAUUAGCCUUUGAAAAGCCAUUCGACGAUAUGUCAACAAACAAAAACGAUGUUACGUAUCAUUAUUAAUGUUACAUUAUAAUUGACCUAUUACAAUGCUGUCAGUGCGCAAUAUAACUAUAUUAUCACUUUGAUAAGUCUUAUGAAAUCCAACUAGAGUGGAUUCAUAACGUUACAUAAUUAUUAUAUUUUUAUUAUUUUAAUAUAUUUUUAAUUGUGCAUUUGUGCGUAAUGGAGUAAGCAGUGGUUAAUUCUAAUUUUUAUCAAAUGAAAAUGAUGUUCCAAAAUGUGUCCCUAAAAUGGCUGUGUAUUGUUUUGCGUCUGCAUUGUCAAAAUUGUUAAAUAAUAAUUUAUUAAAUAAAGAUACACUCCUGUAUCUUUUCUAUAUACAUAUCUAUUUUACGUAUGAAAACAUGAGAAGGGAAAAAAUGAUUAUUUGUAUGCAAGAAAGCAAAACAAUGUUAGUAUUUGGAAUAUUAGAGUUAUUAUUAAAUAAUUUUGACAAUGCAGUAGAAUUUAAUUAAAGUAAAAUUUAAUUAUUGAUAAUUUUAAUAAAUAAAUUGUAAUCAUUCCAGAAAAUUGUAUGCACAUUAUAAUAAGUUCUUUGUAUCUAUUGCUCUACUAUAAUUAGAAUAUUAGAAUUUAAUCGUAUCAAAUUAUUAUGAUGCUAAAGAUUCCAAUCUUUAGAAACGCUAAAUUGAAAUAAUAAUUAAAUGUAGAAAGAUUUACUGUAUUUGUGACAAUAAUGUAGUUGAUUUACUGUACGACGUAUAUAUGAAAUUUCUACUGUAAAAAUUGAUUGUUAGAUAUUGUUUGUUUACAACUUUCUUGGUAAAUCAAGACUAUUAGCAAUCUUUUUAUUAUUUCUAAAAUAGAGUAGUGCGGAGAUGUUUUCACAUGUUUGUUAGCUACUCUGAUCGAUAAUGUUCAACGCGAAUGAAAUAUAAUUAAACUGUCG
Molecule: messenger RNA, 3193 nt
Organism: Ooceraea biroi (clonal raider ant)
Lineage: Eukaryota; Metazoa; Arthropoda; Insecta; Hymenoptera; Formicidae
Gene: Pgm2a
Product: phosphoglucomutase 2
Biological process (GO): carbohydrate metabolic process; purine ribonucleoside salvage
Cellular component (GO): nucleus
Molecular function (GO): magnesium ion binding; phosphopentomutase activity
Source: RefSeq, a predicted model, not a curated record